AUGUUUCGAAAUCCCCGCGAAAAUCGUCACCUUGACCCAUCCACCCCUUCACUUCCAUCAGUUGGCCGCCCUCCUUCGCCACCCCGCUUCGAUCGACGCCCUAUUCUUCCCGCCAUGACGACUAAAUCCAGUUCAAAGGCCGUCCCUACAAGAUCAAAGUCCAAUGUUUCGAAACCACAGAUGUCACAAACCACACUCGUACCUGGUAGUUGGGGGAAGAAAAGUCCAGCGAAUGGCGGAUUGAAGGGCAAGCCAAAGGCGGCACAGAACGGCAACAUCAUGGCGUUUUUCAAGAAAGCAGAGGAGCAAAACAAUACUCUCUUUCUGAGAGAGCGGGGUGGAACAAAUAAUUCCAUUGGACUGGGGGAAACGGAAGAGGAUAUCGGGUGGGACGAUCACGUCGCCAAUGGCUCGACGGAUACAGCCCAUGCUGGUGGAGAAAGAUAUAAUGAAAUUGCUGGAAGCAACAAGAAGCGGAAAGUGAGCGAAGACAUGGCCGUCACAGCAUGCUCUCCCCCGCCACCAGAAGAUGGGAACGCGGCGCAACCAGUUGGUCCAAUUCCCCUUACUGCUGUAGAAAGUACGAAGAUUACAAAGAAGACUGGUCCUUUUCUCGAUGACUCCGACUCAGAGACCGAUGAAAUGCCAAUUAAAGGAAGAGGUACGAACACAUCACCAAAACCGUCUAUGCUCUCCAUGGAUUCUAAAUCAAUCGAAUCGACUAGCGUAAUCGACAAUCAACUAGACCCUUUUGCGAAACCCGAGUGCCCAUCGCUGGUGAAGAUAGAGACCACAUCGGGAAUUGGAGAGGGAGAUUUUGACGAUUUUGAGGGUCUGGAAGAAGAAGAAGAUCUAGAGGGUGAAGAAUACGACGAGAGACGGUGGAUGGAAGAGCAACAAAAGCUUGAAAUGGCACAAGCUGCCCUGGAGAAUGACUUUGACGACAGAGAGGUACCUGCAAUGUUUCCAACCACCGACACUUCAGAUUUUCAGUUCAAGGUUGAAGAAAGUGCGGCGACAACUUGCCCAAUUUGCAACGCACCACUCGGAGACAUGAACGAACAGGACAUCCUGGUACACGUCAAUGGCUGUCUGGAUGGCAAUACUGGGAAUCCAUCCAUUGCCGACUCUCCGAGGAAGGAAAUGACACCAACUCCGGGCAACGGUCACAAGAUGUUCAAACGCCCUGAUCGUCCUGCCCGUCCAGGACAAGAUAACCCCUUCAUGUUGGGGGAAUCGAGUGUUCAGCCUAAGUCUGCCUUUUCAAGGCUUAUGGCAGGCCAUGCUGAGGAUGCUGCAUGGGCGACUGCUGCUUCGGCGGAGUCGUCAGCCCGUGGAAAGCCAUUUUAUGAACGUACGUGUCCGUUCUACAAGAUCCUGCCAGGGUUUUACAUAUGUGUGGACGCUUUUCGAUACGGCGCUGUGAAAGGUCAACAUGCCUAUUUCCUCAGCCAUUUCCACAGUGACCAUUACGUGGGUUUGACUAAGUCCUGGUCCCACGGUCCAAUUUAUUGCAGCAAAGUUACCGCGAACCUUGUUCGACAACAACUUCGCGUCGACCCAAAAUGGGUAAUUGAUCUUGAAUUUGAGAAAAAGGUGGAGAUACCUGGUACCGAGGGCGUUCAAGUUACCAUGAUACCGGCGAAUCAUUGCCCAGGAAGCUCAUUAUUUCUGUUCGAGAAGGCGAUGGGCAAGGGCAAGAACCCUAAGUUACAGCGAGUUCUUCACUGCGGUGACUUUCGCGCAUGUCAAGCGCACAUAGAACAUCCACUUCUGAAGCCCGAAGUUAUCGAUUCUUUGAGUGGCCAAGGAAGGCAACAGAAACUCGACGUUUGCUACCUUGAUACAACCUACCUCAACCCGAAAUAUGCAUUUCCGCCCCAGGAGCAGGUCAUACAGGCCUGCGCAGAUAUGUGUGUUAGUCUCAACAAGGAACGAGCAGAGGAGAGCGAUGCAUGGGAGCAAGUCAAACGUGACCGAGCAGGUCAAGGCAUGGUCAAAUUCGUUCGCAAAGACAGCCAAGCAGAGGAAACAGUGGAAGGCCGGGACGAUGAAGAGGAUCGCGGUCGACUCCUGGUGGUUGUGGGCACAUAUAGUAUCGGAAAAGAGCGAAUAUGCAUGGGCAUUGCUAAAGCACUAGGAAGCAAGAUAUACGCGCCACCAAACAAGCAACGCAUCUGCCACGCGCUUGAAGACCCGGAACUUGAUGCGCUCUUAACAAAUGACCCUCGAGACGCCCAGGUACACAUGACUCCCUUGUUCGAAAUUCGCGCCGAAACCCUUGACGACUACCUUCGUGAUUACCGGGAUUGCUUUUCUCGGACCGUGGGCUUCAGACCGUCUGGCUGGAACUAUAGACCACCUAAGAGCAGGUUUACAGAGAGUCCAACCAUACAAACAGUUUUACAUUCCGAAAACUGGAAGAGUCAGUUCACUAUGCAAGAUCUGAAUCCUCAACCGGGUAGUACAAAGCGUGCAAGUUGUUUUGGUGUACCAUACAGCGAACACAGCAGUUUUCGAGAGCUGACCAUGUUCUGUUGUGCCCUCCGAAUCGACAAGAUCAUUCCAACAGUCAAUGUUGGCAGUGCAAAAAGUCGCGAGAAGAUGAAGUCAUGGUGCGAGAAAUGGGCACAGGAGAAGAAGAAAAAUGGCUUGUUCAAGUUAGAAGGAGCAGGAACCUGGUAG
This is a messenger RNA of Aaosphaeria arxii CBS 175.79, 2685 nucleotides long. Its product is annotated as DNA cross-link repair protein pso2/snm1. The record is from RefSeq and is a predicted model, not a curated record. Bases 1 to 2685 code for a protein of 894 amino acids. Gene Ontology annotation, molecular function: damaged DNA binding; 5'-3' DNA exonuclease activity. The transcript is spliced from 2 exons. NCBI's taxonomy places the organism in Eukaryota, Fungi, Ascomycota, Dothideomycetes, Pleosporales. Gene Ontology annotation, biological process: double-strand break repair via nonhomologous end joining; interstrand cross-link repair; protection from non-homologous end joining at telomere.